This is a messenger RNA of Drosophila rhopaloa, 4201 nucleotides long. RefSeq names its product heterogeneous nuclear ribonucleoprotein U. Gene Ontology annotation, molecular function: protein binding. The transcript is spliced from 10 exons. The coding region runs from base 288 to 4094 and encodes 1268 amino acids. Lineage: Eukaryota; Metazoa; Arthropoda; Insecta; Diptera; Drosophilidae. The record is from RefSeq and is a predicted model, not a curated record.
CCAACUUCACUUCAACGCGUUCGGUGUAUAAGAUUUCGGGGCCAUUUAUUUAUUCGCAACGAAUGCGAAUGUAAAAGCGAAUUCGGUGAUUUAAUUGUGCGCGCACGGUGCUAGCAAACAUUGCGACUUGACUUUGGAUACAUUUUUAGCGCGAGUGCCAUUUGCCGAGAGCGCGAUUUGUCGCUUAAUACCCAGCUCUUUUUUUUCGCAUCGCCAGCUUUUCAGCGGUGCGUUGGUGUGAGUGAGCGUGUGUUUUUCUACCGCCAAUCCAGAGUUGAAGCGGAAAAAUGGAUGUGGCGAAGCUGGAGAAGAUGAAGGUGGUAGACCUGCGCAACGAGCUCCAGUCGCGUGGCCUGGACACCAAGGGAGUCAAAGCAGUGCUCAUCGAGCGCCUGAGGGCCCAUGUGGAAGGAGGAGCCGGCGACGGAGAGAAUGCGCCGGUCACACCAAGCCGCAGACAGCGCCGCACGCGUUCCAUGUCCCGCUCCCCUUCGCCCGUGCAAGCUGCUCCGGUAGCCGCAGAGCCAGUGCUAGACACCCUGGAAGAGGAGGAGCAGCCGGUCACGGAGGAUAAGCCGGCGCCAGAAAAGGAACAGGAACCGGAACCAGAGCCCAGUGUACAGGAGGAACCUGAACCAAUAGAGGAGACAGAGGAGACAUCCACAAACCAGGCGGAAAAUGAGGAACCGCAAUCGCUGGCUGAGGAGUCUGAUGAAAAAUCAGAUUCAGAAGACAAGGAGGAAACAGUGGAACAGAAAGACCCUGCCUCCGCACCACAAGAUGAAGUGGUCGAUGAACCCAUGGAGGAAGACCAUGACUCUGGCCCAGAGGAACAGGAGCAGACGCAGGCGGACGAGCCAAAGGAGGAGAAGCAAGAGAAAAACGCUGUUGCCGAGCAUCAGUCAAAUGGCGAUAGCCAGAAAAUGGACGUCGACGAUGAGGAGUCGGCUGCCCCGAAAGCAGAGGAGAAUGUAGAAACCGCUGCCAAGUCGGAUGAACAGCUCCAGGAGCGACGCAAGCGCUCACACAGUCGUUCACGCUCCCGCUCGCGUAGUGGUUCCCGCUCCCCCAAGCAUCGCAGUAGUGUGAGCGACAAGCGCGACUCAAAGUCGGCCGCUGAGGAGCGCACCGUUCCAGAGGACGAGCCCACCAUCGAGGAAAACAAAGUUGGACUGAGCUGGCUGGAUUCUGACCUGCAUUUGCGCAUUGAUCCCACUACUUUUGCCUCGGCUAAACCUUUGUCAUCGGAGAUUUACUCCCUGAUUUGGUCUGGAGCUCGAACGAACUUUGGAGUGCGCGAGGGCAAAGUGUGCUUUGAGGUGCGCCUGUCAGAGGAGUCCCUGCCGGAUAACUCGCACUACUUCCGGGAUGAGCCCCAUGUGCGAGGCUUCCGCGUGGGUUUUUCUUUGCCACAGAGCUCCCUCCUGCUUGGCGAGGCAGAACAUUCAUUUGGCUACUGCGAGACUGGACGAAAAGCCAAUCAGGGCGAGUUUUCCGACUACGGCAAACCUUACAAGCUGGAUGACGUGAUUGGCUGUUAUUUAAAUCUGGAGAGCGAGCCAUGCAUCAUUAAUUACACUCUGAACGGCGAGGAUCUCGGUGUCGCUUUCGAGUUUGAAAAGAGCAUACUCGGCGAGGAGGGAGCCCUGUUCCCGCACAUUGUAACCAAGGGCUACGAAUACUCGGUAAAUUUUUCAGACUCCGAGCAGUUGUUGGUUAAUGCCGAGAGGCCAACGCGCAAGCGCCGCAAGCCUCGCAAAGACGAGGACAAGGACAAGGACGACGACAAGGAUGACAACGAUGGCGAGAAGUGGAAGGUCUUGGACGAAGCCACAGCCGACGACGAUGAGGUUGAGAAAAAGGAAGAAGAUAGCAAGGCGUCUUCGGAUAAGGACGAAGAAGAAGGCGAGAAGCCCGAGAAAGCAAAAGAAUCUGAGUCGGAGCCAAAAGCAGAGCCAGACGCAGAAGCCGAAGCUGAGGCUUCUUCUGAAGCUGCUAAGCCGGAACCAGAAGCUAAAGAGUCUUCGGAAACUGCUGAGGCGUCUACUGAAGCUACCGGAGAAGGGGAAGCUGUAGCCAAUGGCGAUGCGUCCGAAGAAAAGGCCAACGAUAAAAAGCCAGUUGAGGAAAAGAAGUCGUCGGCCGACAAUGAUGAAGAAGACGAGGACGGCCCGUCACCCAACAAGCGAGUUAAGACCGAUGGGGAUUCUGAGAAAGCAGAGUCUGAGAAGGAAAAAGAAAAGUCACAGACCGAGGAUGAAUAUGAGGAUGUUGUGCCCGAGCCAAGAGAUACGGCGGCGCUGUUGGAAGGCUAUGUACUGAUAGGCCUAGUGCCUGUCGAACAGCUGGUUUCCGGCCCACAACGCGCCGGCUCUCGAAAGGAGUGCGAGGUCAUUCUUUUGGUUGGAUUGCCCGGAGCAGGAAAGACCCACUGGGCCCUUAAACAUGUGGCUGAGAACGCUGACAAGCGAUACGAGCUGAUUGGACCCGAUUCAUUCAUUUCUAAGAUGACAAUCGAUGGAGCCUCCCGAAAGACUGUGCACAAAGGCCGCUGGGACAAGGUGUACGAGAUAUGCUUGAACAGCCUGGCAGCUUUGGAAGAUAUUGCCAUGAAGCGGCGUCGCAAUUUCAUACUUGACCAGACCAAUGUUUAUGCCUCGGCCCAGCGACGUAAAAUGAAGGGUUUUAACGACUUCAAGCGCAUUGCGGUUGUUUGCAUACCCAGCGAAGAUGAAUUGAAACGUCGCAUCGCCGAAAAAGAGGAAAAGGGAAAUGCUUUUACAGUUAAAGAAUCAACAAUUAAUAACUUACGAGCCAACUUCACACUUCCCUCGCUGGAGUUUGGCUGGUUUGAUGACAUAAACUACACGGAGCUAACUGGAGACGAGGCCAAGAGCGAGGUCAAGAAGUACAACGAGAAAGGCAAGAAGGCCAUCGAUGCGGAUAGGUCGCGGGACAAAAGGUCCCGGGGAGGCCGUGACAACUAUCGCCGUGAUGACCGGAACCGGAAUCGAUACAACGAUGACCGUCGACGCGACUACGGCGGCCAGCGGCACGAAAGUCGGUGGAGCGAUUCGAGACGUGGAGGCGGCGGCGGUGGUGGCGGAGGCGGCGGCGGCUACUCUAGCAAUAGUGGAGGUGGAGGAGGCGGCAGCCGUGGGUACGACAAUCGCCGCAGCUACAUCAGCGGAAGCGGUGGCCAGCAGAAUUGGGCGCAGAACAGCCGCAGGAGCGGCUACGAUGAUCGCGGUUACGGUGGCGGCGGAAGCGGUAGUCGUGGCUACGACAAUCGUAACCGUGGCUACGCAGCUGGCAGCGGAGGCGGUGGCGGCGGUGGUAGUGGCGGUGGUCAGCAAAACUGGAUGCAGAACAACCGCAGAAGCGGGUAUGACGAUCGCGGUUACGGGAGCUCGCGAGACUACCGCGAUAGAGACCGCGGCAAUGACCGCAGUCGAAUGGGAAGCAACGACCGCAACAGGGGCAGUAGCCAGAGCAGCUAUCGCUCGGGAGGCGGUACUCAUCAACAACGGGAUUUUCGGCCUGGCCACCGCGACACCAAAGAAGAUAGUCGCGGUGGCUAUGAGCGGUCAGCUGGUCAAUCGCUGCCCAAGUACGGCAAUAACUCUGCUGCCGGCGGAGGCUACGAUCAGUACAAGCAGGCGGGUGGAACACCCGGCGGAGGCAAGGCCUCUCUCAGCGGCAAAUGGAGCACCUACACGCAACACCAUCAGCAGCAACAGACGGCGCAGCAUCAGCAAACGGGUGUCUGGCAGACUCAGCAGCAGUCACAACAGUACCAGCAGCCGCAGCAAACGGCGGCGGGCCAGCAACAAUACUGGGCCUAUAAUCAAGUGCAGGGUUAUGGCAACCAACAGGCCUGGCAGAGCGCCGAUCCGCAGCAGCAACAGCAAUGGAUGUCCUGGUGGCAGCAACAGCAGCAGGGCUCUGGCGGAGCAGCGGCCGGAAAUGCCAGUGGCGGAGCGAGCGUCAAUGUCGGAGGCGCCGGUGGGAAUAAUGAUGGCGGUUCCUCCAAUCAUUAUUGGUCUCAAUAUUCGUACUCCACACAGUCCAAUGCGGGCGGCGACAAGAAGUAGAAUGCAUUCUCUGCACCCCUGUUCCACCUGCCCAGACCCCUACAUUGUCGCGGAAGGAGUAAACCACAAAUCUGAACUAAACUUUAUAAAAUAGUUUUAAAAGAUUA